This is a messenger RNA of Cyclocybe aegerita, 468 nucleotides long. NCBI's taxonomy places the organism in Eukaryota, Fungi, Basidiomycota, Agaricomycetes, Agaricales, Hemipholiotaceae. The record is from the annotation of a GenBank genome assembly.
AUGGCUGACGCUCAAAUCGAGAAAGCGUAUCAAAAGCAACCCAUCUUCCAAAACGCCAAAGCCCGUGGCGGAAAGAAAGUUUCGACAAAGGAGAAGCGGUGGUACAAGGAUGUUGGUCUGGGAUUCAAGACGCCAUCGGAAGCCAUCAACGGGACAUAUGUUGACAAGAAAUGCCCCUUCACUGGAGACAUCUCCAUCCGUGGCCGUAUCCUGACUGGCAAGGUGGUUUCCACGAAAAUGAACCGAACACUCAUCAUUCGCCGGGAUUACCUCCACUACAUUCCCAAAUACAACCGUUACGAGAAGCGCCACAAGAAUCUGGCUGCCCAUGUGUCUCCCGCCUUCCGUGUUGAGCUAGGCGAUGUUGUCACUGUCGGGCAAUGCCGACCACUGUCGAAAACUGUGCGGUUCAAUGUGCUGCGGGUGGCGAAGAACAAGGCUGCGAGCAAGUCGUUUGGAAAGUUCUAG